This is a messenger RNA of Bombyx mandarina (wild silkworm), 774 nucleotides long. RefSeq lists its product as uncharacterized. The record is from RefSeq and is a predicted model, not a curated record. NCBI's taxonomy places the organism in Eukaryota, Metazoa, Arthropoda, Insecta, Lepidoptera, Bombycidae.
AUGAAAUUGGUUAUUCUUUUGGCGCUGUGUGCCGUUGCAGCAGCAGCCCCUAAAGCCAACAGAGAUGCUUUUGCCAUAGAGGAGUUCGAAAGAUUUCAAGCUACUGGAAAUCGCAACAUUCUCAUCAAUGCUAUCAUAACGACGCUCUUCCAACGUCUUCGCUCUAUAAUUUUAGAAGGAUGGGAAGAGAAAGGAGUUCCCGUACUUGAUCCUCUUGUGAUUGAGAGCACGCAUAUCACUAUUCCUGCAGAAAUCAUAAAUUUGGAUCUGCAACUGAAAAACGCUCAAGCAACGGGAGUGGGAGACUUCGUUGUCCACAAAAGUAUUUUGAAUGUUAACGAAAUAUCCUUCGAUGUGGACAUUUCUGUGCCAACACUCGAAAUCAGUGCUGAAGAAUAUGACCUGCUUGGUGACUUCUUCGCCGCUAUUCCUCUGUAUGGAAAGGGUGGUGCCGUAUUCCAUAUUGAAGGAUUCAGAUUUAGCGCAAAACUAUUCUUGAAACAAUCUGAGGACGAGAAAUCUAUCCUUAUCGAACGAAUUGAAAAUCUGACGUUUGUCAUCCCAGGAUUCAAGUCAAACUUGGAUGGCGCUGUUGGCGGAGGAGACAUUGACAAUAUUGUGAACGCACUUGUCGAGGAAGUAAUCAUCGACUACGUGAAUCGUUUUCGCGGAGCUAUUGCAAAGGUCGCUAACGGAGCUCUAGUGAGAAUCCUAAAUUCGUUCUUGGAUGGUCUAAACACCUGGCAUUACCUGGCUAUGUUACUACCUAAAUGA